AUGCGGUGGGCGACGAUCAUCGCGGUCGUUGUCUUCACAGUUGAAGCUCAAUAUGAUCCAGUUAUAUCAUCCUCAUGGUCAGUUUGGUCUCCGUGGUCAUUCUGCUCGAAUAACGUCAUGAUUCGAGUUCGUGCUUGUUCAACAGUUCGAGGAUACAAAUGUAUUGGACAUAAUAAGGAAUUUCAAUCUUGCACUUCACCACCUCCAAGAAAAAAUAAUCUAGACUACGAGGAUGCGGAAUCAGCGGAUCGCGAGAUCGCCAUGAGACAGUUAUAUCAAGAUUAUGAGCCUGAUACACCUGAAGAAGCAAAAUCUACAAGUCGAGAAAAUCGAAAUUUCCACAUGAUUUCGGCAACAUCUCCGGUAUCUCCACUCGAUCAGCCAGCUUCUUUCGAGUCUUUGGAGAUUGAAGAUUAUCCCGAAAGACGACGAGUUCCGCAACUUCCAUUUUCGGCAUUCCCAUCAUCGAGUAAAGAGGUGGUAACGACACAAGCAAUGACAACUACAACAACGACAACCGAGAAACCUACUACGACCACGACAACAACAACCGAGACACCGACAACCACGAUUACAACCGAAGCUCCAUCUACAACCACAACCACCACAACAACAGAAGAGCCUACAACAACUUUCACAACCACACAACCUAAAAUCAUGACCACAGAAGAUAUAGUCAUUACUACUGACGAAAUUCCAGUUACUGUAACUCCUGAAAUUCCGUCGUUCGAAGGCACUGAAUUUAGUGGGCGAUAUACAUUGGAAUCGCCUGAUCCACUUCCAACAAUCACCAACAAUUUGGAGCCAAUGCCUCCGGGAACACCGGAAUCGUUUCCAAUCACGCCAACAGAAUCGGAAGAAUAUAGCAGCAGCAUUCAUAGUGUCGGAUCGUAUGCAAUUCGAAAAGAGCCAACAGCACCACCAAGAAAAAAUUACGGAAAAAUUCGCAGAGCACAAGCGACGACGAUGGCAACGUCUGAGACACCUAUAACACCUGAGCAAAUUGUAUAUACGACUGAGACACCUAUAACGCAUGAGCAAAUUGUGUAUACGGCUCCAGAAGGCACCAAAAUUGCAUUGGUUACGUCGCAGCAGAAUCUCCAAACUUUUCCACGAUUUAUGAAUGAGCAAAGACAUCAUCCAAGAUUCCGAUCGAGAGUAAUUCCGAAUACAUCUGAGUUACCCAAAAUUAUUUCUGAUGAAACCGAAGCGAUUCUAACCGUCGAAAUUACCAAUAAACCUCUGAAAAAGCGAAAGAAGAACCGCCGUCUGAAGAAAAUCAAUCGAUUGGCUAAGAAGGACAAGAUUGUCGCAAUUAUUCCAACCGAAAUUGCUGUUCCCGCUUUGCCUUCAGUUGUCGCUCAGGUAAUUAGUUUGUUUAAUAAAAAAGGAAACAAAUUGAUGCCAUGA
Molecule: messenger RNA, 1410 nt
Organism: Caenorhabditis bovis
Lineage: Eukaryota; Metazoa; Nematoda; Chromadorea; Rhabditida; Rhabditidae
Source: the annotation of a GenBank genome assembly